This is a messenger RNA of Myxocyprinus asiaticus (Chinese sucker), 3097 nucleotides long. RefSeq names its product ras-related protein Rab-34-like. Gene Ontology annotation, molecular function: GTPase activity; GTP binding. Gene Ontology annotation, biological process: phagosome-lysosome fusion; endocytosis. The transcript has 11 exons. Bases 178 to 951 code for a protein of 257 amino acids. NCBI's taxonomy places the organism in Eukaryota, Metazoa, Chordata, Actinopteri, Cypriniformes, Catostomidae. The record is from RefSeq and is a predicted model, not a curated record.
GAGAGUGAAGCAUAGAAGUUUCAUGUGUUAACUGAAAAAAAUAUUCGAAAAGCCUGCAGAAGGAUAGAUCCCUCAAAAAUACAAAAUGUGUCGAUUAACUAAUAAUGCACAAUUAUAGUCAUAGGACAGAAUGAUUCAGUGGUUGCAUUUGUAUUGGUGUGGUCUUAAAGUUCUCACAUGAUGAGCUCUCUUCCCCCUGUGAAAGGAGACAGGAUCAUCUGUGAACUCCCUUUGUACUUCACAAGGGACGCUGCAGUGCACACCAAAGAUGGCUUCAACAUUACUGUUAGAGAUGCAUGUCAGGAACAGAAGACAGGAUUGAAUGUAGCCAAAGUAAUUGUUGUUGGUGAUGUGGCAGUUGGAAAAACUUGUUUAAUUAAUAGAUUCUGUAAAGACACAUUUAACAAGACUUACAAAGCGACUAUUGGAGUGGAUUUUGAGAUGGAGAGAUUUGAGGUCCUCGGAGUGCCCUUCAGUUUGCAAUUGUGGGACACAGCAGGUCAGGAAAGAUUUAGAUGCAUUGCAUCCACAUACUACAGAGGAGCUCAAGCCAUCAUUGUUGUAUUUGACCUGAGCAAUUAUAACUCUUUGGAUAAUGCAAGAGAGUGGCUUGAGGAUGCCAUGAAAGAUAAUGACCCUUCUAGCGUUCUCCUCUUCCUCGUUGGAACAAAGAAGGAUCUUAGUCACCCAGAUCAGUUGGCACAAAUGGAGCAAGAGGCCAUUAGGCUAUCAGAAGAGAUCAGAGCAGAGUAUUGGGCUGUGUCUGCCCUGUCAGGGGAGAGUGUGAGAGACUUCUUUCUUCGGGUUGCAUCCCUUACAUUUGAGGCCACCAUAUUAUCUGAGCUGGAGAAGAACAAUUCUAGACAAGUUAGGGAUAUUGUCAAAAUCUCAAAUAACUGUGAUGUCAAUUUCAAAACCUUUAAGAAGAGUCAUACCAGUUGUUGUCAUUGACUGAAAGUAUACUGUAUCAUCAGUGUUUCAAUGGAUCAGAUCAAAGAGGAAUAGAAAAUGAUGACCCUUGACACUGACAUUGGGAUGAUGACUUCAUCAGGAUCUGUAGCAGUGGCCAAUUACAGUGGCAAGAAAUUGGCCCUUUGGAAUUAGCUGGUUUUCUGCAUUAAUUGGUCAUAAACUGUGAUAUAAUCUUCCUCAAAGACACAAGUAUAGACAAACACAAUGUGCUUAAGCUAACAACACACAAAUUAUAAUUUUUCAUGCCCUUAUGAACACAUUCAAUUAAACAUUCACAGUGCUGGAUUUAAUAAAUGGUCAAUCCUGCUUUGGAAGCAAUAACCUCCACCAAGCUUUUCCGGCAGCUGCGGAUUAGACCUGCACAAUGUUCGGAAGGAAUUUUGGACCAUUCUUCUUUACAGAACUGCUUCAGCUCAGCCAUAUUCUUAGGAUGCCUGGUGUGAACACUCUUUUGAGGUCAUUCCACAACAUCUCUAUUGGGAUAAGGUCUGGGCUCUGACUGGGCCACACUACAAAAGGUGGAUUUUCUUUUUUUGAAGCCAUUCUGUAGUGUAUUUAUGUCGAUGUUUAGUGUCAUUGUCCUGCUGCAUCACCCAACUUGUACAGAGCUUCAGCUGGCACACAGCCAGACUGGCAUUAUGCUGAAGGAUACCUUGAUAAACUUGGGAAUUCAUUUUUCCCUCGAUGAUGGCAAGAGGUCCUGAAGCAGCAAAGCAGUCCCAAAGCAUGAUGCUUCCUCCACCAUACUUCACCGUUGGGAUGAUGUUUUCAUGUUGGCAUGCAGUGUCCUUUUUACACCAUACGUAGUGCUGCACGUUCUUCUCAAACAAUUCAGCCAUGGGGGUGGGAGGUCUUUUUUUUAACCUAAUUGAUCAUUCUGCAGUGUGCCCUUUGAGUCAUUUUGGCUGUGCGGCCACUUCUAGGAAGAGUAGUCACAGUACUAAAUCGUCUCCAUUUACAGACAAUUUGUCUAACUGUGGACAGAUGAAUAUCUAAGAUGUUCUAGAUAACUUUGUAACCCUUUCCAGCUUUAUGCAAGGCAACAAAUCUUGAUCAUAGGUCUUUUGAUACCUUUUUAUUUAUUUAUUUUUUUUUGCGACGCAUGGUCCAAAUCAGCAGAUGCUUCUUGAGAAUAGCAAUCUCAAAAUGUUUGAGGGCUUUUUAUAAGUCAAAGUAGCUCUAACCCACACCUCCAAUCUCUUGUCAUUAAUUGCAUGCCAGGUUUGUCAACUCCUGACACUUAUUAGCUUUUGCUGAUGUCAUUAGCCAAGGGAUUCAUAUACUUUUUCCAACCUACACUGAAUAUUUGAAUGAUGUAUUCAAUAUGUAAAAGAACAAUACAAUAAUUUGUGUUAUUAGUUAAAACAGAUUGUGUAUGUUCAAUAUUUUAACUUAGAUGAAGAUCAAACCAGAUUUUUAGCCAAAUUUACUCAUAAAUGCAGGUUAAUCACAUAUUCUUGCCACUAUAUAUUAAGAUAAGAAAUGGGGGAAUUUCAACAAGCGAAAUUCUGAUUGUACUUAGAGGUGUAACUAAUGAAACGUGGUUAUUUUUUGUCCGAAGCAGUGACAUGUUGACAUACUGUUGCCAAUCUAUUAUAGUUGUCAAAUUUAUCGUAUGAUUUGUAAAUCUGCCUACAAGUACUUGAAGUCUUUUACGAAUUACAUGUCUGGUCUUAUCCAUAUUACAUAGAGCUGCACAAAUCCUUGCAAUUUAAUGGUAAUGAGUGCGCUUCUGAUGCUUUUGAUACAGAUUUCAUUUUUGUGCUUGCAAAACAGCAGUUUAUGAGCAGAGGUCACAUUAUAAUUUCCUUAAAUGCCCUCCUGGUGGUUUGCAGUGGGACUUUUGUAAAUGGAGCCCUUGUUUUUGAUUGCAUCAUGAGAUUCUCUGACUAAUAUGAUACAUAUGCCAGCAAACCCAUGACCACAGGCUCCACUGCUGUCUGCGAGAACAUGAGAUUCCCACUGUGAGAUAAAUGGAAGGAUUGUUUGCCGAAAAUGGAAGACAGAUAUCAUUCAUGAACAACUGAACUAUUGCAAACAUUUUUUUCUAAAUGUGUCCAGCUCAUCUCAAGUCUUGCUUCAUAAGUAAAUACAAUCUAAAAUGUUAUUAAAUGAUUGAUCUAGA